AUGGCCGCUGAUCGCCAGACCAUCAUCGAGGUGAACCGGUCGCUUCGGAACAUCAAGAAUGAACUCGAGAACCUCCUCGAAAAAGGCGUGAUUGAUGACUCGGUCUAUGAGACCAUCAACACCGCUCUCCCUCCCGAGUCCUCGCUCUCUGGCCCUCUCCGCACCGCGACCGGCGCCUCCAACAACAACGCUGCCGCCAAGGCCGCAACUCCCACUCCCUCCCACGAGCCCCCGACCAAGGCCUUUGAGGACCUCAAGGUCAACAAGGCACCCUCUCCCGCGCCACCCGCAUACGAGCAGACGCCUCCUCCCGGCGUCCCCGCGCGCAACGUCAAGCCCACCGUCGCUCAGGCCCGCGCCCUGUACCGCUAUGCUGCCUCUGACGGCCGCGACCUCUCGUUCGAGAAGGAUGACCAGAUCGCCGUUUACGAGUACAUGAACCAGGACUGGUGGAUGGGCCGCAACGAGCGCACCGGCCAGGAGGGUAUUUUCCCGCGCAACUACGUCCUGGUCGAGCAAGAGACCAAGAAGGCUGCCAUUCCUCAGCAGCCUCAGUACGGAUACCCUGCGCCGUCUCACGGCCCGCCCGCCCAGCAGAACCCUUACAACUCGCACGUACCGCCCAUGGCUGUGGCCGAGGGAUCUUCGGGCCAGCAGCAAGGACAGGAGGGAGAGAACAAGAUGGGACAGUACGGCAAGAAGUUUGGUAAGAAGCUGGGUAACGCCGCUAUCUUUGGUGCUGGUGCGACUAUCGGAGGAAACAUUGUGAACAGCAUCUUCUAA
This is a messenger RNA of Fusarium keratoplasticum, 783 nucleotides long. Its product is annotated as SH3 domain-containing protein. The coding region runs from base 1 to 783 and encodes 260 amino acids. Gene Ontology annotation, biological process: protein transport to vacuole involved in ubiquitin-dependent protein catabolic process via the multivesicular body sorting pathway. NCBI's taxonomy places the organism in Eukaryota, Fungi, Ascomycota, Sordariomycetes, Hypocreales, Nectriaceae. Gene Ontology annotation, molecular function: protein binding. The record is from RefSeq and is a predicted model, not a curated record. The transcript has 2 exons. Gene Ontology annotation, cellular component: ESCRT-0 complex.